Molecule: messenger RNA, 678 nt
Organism: Symbiodinium sp. CCMP2592
Lineage: Eukaryota; Dinophyceae; Suessiales; Symbiodiniaceae
Source: the annotation of a GenBank genome assembly
AUGGCGGAGUUCUCCGACACAGAGAAGCGAAUGCUCCAAGGCAUUUGGCCUCUCGACCUGCUUGAGGAUCCGAUGCGGCGGCCGCGAGUAGUGUCAACAGCCAAGGAGUUCCUCCGCGAGGUGCUGGUGGCCGAUCAUCUGGGUGAUUUUAUUGUUCUUCCGAACGGUGUGAAGUUGCUCGGCCUGGCGGAGGAGGAAGUGAUGCCCCCCGAGUUGACGAAAGCCCUGAACAGCGCAAGUUCGGUGCAAGACUUGCUGAAGUGUUUUCAGGCUGACGACACCCUGCUAGACAAGUACAAGGCGCAUGUCCAAAAAAAAUGCUCCUGCUAUUGCUGCUACUGCUGCUACUGUUACUGCACUGCUACUGCUACUUCUGCUACUGCUACUGCUACUUCUGUUUCGAUCCCUCUCCUUCUCCUGCUCCGGCUCCGGCUGCUCCCGCUCCCGCUCCUGCUCCUACCACUGACACUCACACUACCAGUAACGUUAACGUCAACCAACACCAGCACCAACCCUAAUACUAACAACUGUCGCGACCGCGACCACUGCCACUUGCUACUGCCACCACACUGCUGCUCCUGCUGCUGCAACCACUGCUUCUCCUGCCAUAUUUUCCACCAUCGGUAUUGCUACCACUGCUGCAGCUCCCACGGCUUCUGCUACUUGCUACCGCGAUGA